AUGGCGGACAACGAAGCGCUGGCUUUAUGCGAGGAAAUAUUAAACUUAUCAAGCCCUCCGAAACCGACAAGAAUUAUUCAGAUUGAAAACACAACAGUACAACGUACAGAUAUUGUUCAAAAUACUUCCAGUUUGCCGGUACUUGCUGGCGAAGUCGCAGUAGCGCAGAAAAAUCAAGUUUUACGUCUCGAAAAGAGAGUUGAGUUUUUGGGGAAACUGCAGGUAAUUCGCAAUAUAUUGCUGACUUUGCUUAUUAAAAACUUUGUAGUGACUUAUUUUAUUCCGUUUUUCUCCGUACAGGUCGAACAUCGCGAAGGUAGGAUUAAAAACUGCUUUUUUACCCUAUAGUUCUUGCAACAAAAACACCAAGAAUUUUACUUGCGAACUUUGAAAAAAUUGUUUAGUUUUACGUUUGAGAAGAGAGGCUGAAAAACACGUCCAAGCAGUUCUACGGAAAUCAAAUUUACUUCAAGACGAUAUCGAAACUUGUCAAAAGAAUUGUGAAAGUUUAAGAAAAGGUAGUUCAGGAUAGUUCUCAAUGGACAAUGCUUUACCUUUAAUAUAAUUUUAAUAUAGCCAAACGACUUUUAGCUUGAAACAAUCGACGUGUUGAAAAACGAAUUUUGUUUAUCCAUGAGGAAGUAAAAUGUUUGCCAAAAAGUCCAGUAACAUUCUUUGUUUUCCCAAAUAUUUAAUUAUUGCCUUGGAAAAGUCUAGUUCGCUUCUUCGAUAGCAUUAUAUUAGCAGUAAUUAUUUUUUUAAACUAUUACAAAAGAGCUCAACGUUUUGGUCGCUAAUACCGAAGCACUCAAAGGAGACAUUUGCGUUGAAGAAAACGAGUUAGCGAAGGAAAAACGGUUUGUAUAUACAUCCCACAAUUCUUUGAAUAAGUCAAAACAUUGAGUGAUUUGAUGACAUGAUGUAAAUUAAUCAAAAGGUUAAUUCAAAAUUGUUAAUUUUGCGUAGUGGCUAUGAAGUAUACCAAGAGAAAAUGACGAAACACAAAGAGCUCUCUGAAAUAGCUGAAAGUUCUGAUGCAGUCAAUGUUAACAUAACAAACAACAUGAAAUAUUACGAAAUGCUAAAUAAAGAAAGUAUGUAUAAUUACUUUCCACAUAUAAUUUAAAUGCUUGGUUACCUUUGUUCCAUUCUAUGCUUACAUAAUCAGAACAGUGGUAACUAGGCAUGUGCAGUUAUCCCAUCCAAUUCACUCACACACGCAUAUAUAUAAUGUAAAUUGGGUAUGUCUAUGGACCAAUUAUAGUACUGUAAAUAUCACACUGAUAUGUUUUUAGAGAAAAGUUUGGUAGAAUCCAAUGAUAUUCCAAAACUGUUAUCGGGAGAAAUCAAGGAAAUAUGUAUGGCGGAGUUGUUCACGUUGGACGAAUCAAUAAGUGAACUAAAGCAAAAUUUGAAAAUAAAAUUUCAAGUAGGUUUUGGUUUUAGCGCAGUCAUUGUUAAACAUGUAAAUAAAUGUACGUGUACUCCAUAGGGGUGGAGAGCAUUUGGUCCCUUCAAGUUCUCAGAAAACUUCCUGAUGAAGAGCGAAAUAAUAAAAGAAAGAAAGAAAACGGACGAAAAAAGAAAGAAAUAAGCCAAAGAAAAAAAUAGAGUGAGAAAUGGACGGAUGCAUGUGCCAUAUGCUGGAAUAUUGGCAGAAUUUUGUUUGUAAUAGUGGUCAGAGAAAUUAGUUUUUGCAGGUCUAAACUUGCAUGUCUCUUAUCGUAGAGUACUGAUGAAAAGGAGAAGCAAGUCAGAUUCAAGAAAGAUGUCGAACUUUUGCAGGUAAUGCAAAAUUCUAUUAUUGGGAUUAUUUAGCAUAGUUCGACUCUAUCAAACACCUUAGAAUAAAGUUAGUUUAGUUUAGGUUUCCUCCUGCAUGUAGUAACACUGGAUCAAAUAAGAGAUGAUUCCUACUAGAGGGAGAAGUUCAGAACUGCAUGAUAAAGCUAUCCAGUAUAAAUAAGUUAAUUUUGAUUGCAGAAAAAGAACCAGGCGCAAGUUACAUGGACGAGAAAACAAUUACAAGAGACAAUGGCAAGAAAUAAACAAUGGAACGAAGAAACGUCACAGAAGGAAGCAGAAAUCCAAGAAAUACGAAGAAAAAUAGAACAAUACUGAAAAAAUUACAGUAUUAUAUAUUAUUGUACAUGUAUAUAUAGCGGUAUAUACACAGACGUUGCGUGAUUAAAAAUUAAUAUCAGUAAAUACUGAUGUUGUACAGAUCUGCUGUCAUGCUUGUAUGAUUAGGGAAUAAAGAUUACUGAUGUACACAACUGAUGUGAACAGAGCUUUUGUGAAUGCUCAUUGAUUUUGCACAGAAAUGCAUGUUUGGAAAAAACGUUGUACGGAAACUUAAGAGGUCGCGACCAUGCACUCAACGUGAACUAUUAUCAUGAAUCAGCGUUUAAUACGUUCCGUUGCACAGAAUGAGUGCUUGCAUUCGAGCACGUGGAAUUUGCUUCGCCAUUUCAAAACACCAUAUUUCAACGCCAAAUUCCAGAGUUCCAUUCAAAAGUUUGCGACAAGGGUUAUCAGAGUGAGAAAAUGUUAAUUCUUGCCAUUUAACUUGGAGGCCCCCUCUUGUACUUGGUCUCAACGAAUUGUUCCGAAAUUAGCCACCAUAUGCUUUAAAGGUUGUAGAUGUAAAUUGCGAGUGCGAAUUUUACACAUUUAUUUAAACCUAUAACCAGAAUAGUCAGGCAGAUAGAGGCUCAAAAUUAUGGAAAACUUACUAUAUCGUGGGACAAAUCCAUUUUGCCUUCAUAUUGUGCCCUGAAGGCUAAUAAGUACGUUUCUGUAUGUUGGACGCGUUAAAAUUUCUUCUGGGCUCCUGCCGACACGUUUUUCUUCGAAUUUUGCAGUUAAAAAAUGUGAAAUUUCUGAUACAUUUCUAACACAAAUGACUUACAUCAUUUGAAAGCUUGCAAAAAAACUACAUAUAAGACAUUUAAACGGUUACCUGGGAUUUUCAAGCGGUUUUCGAGUUAUUGCUGUUUCAGAUGUGAAACUUAAGCCAAAAUCUCGCAAAAUUCCUGGGUACUAGUCUGAAAACACACAUUCAACAGCUCAUAACUAAAGAAGAACUUGAAAAACCCGGGUAACCGUUUAAAUGUCUUAUAUGUAGUUUUUUGCAAGCUUUCAAAUGAUGCAAGUCAUUUGUGUUAGAAAUGUAUUUCUAACAUUAUGUGUCGGCAGGAGCCCACAAGAAAUUUUAACUGCCGAAAUGUGUCGGCAGGAGCCCACAAGAAAUUUUAACGCGGCCAACAUACAGAAACGUACUUAUUAGCCUUCAGGGCACAAUAUGAAGGCAAAAUGGAAUUGUCCCACGAUAUAGUAAGUUUUUUCCUUCUAUCUGCCCGACUAGAAGCAGUUGCAAAAAAUACAACUACACUUUAAGGUAAUGUAAUAUAAUGUCAUGGUACGGUUAUGGACUUUGUAGCUCAGUAGCCUCCUCAGCAGGCAUCACCUUUAGAUUGGCGGGCAGAAUUUGGUUGGUUAGAGAGCUGCACCGGAAUCGCAGGGCUGCAGGUUCAAUCGCUUGCGAGAGGGCCUAUAGUAUAGGUGCCGUGGGUUUAACACAAGUCUUAAGGUUACAGGACACCCUUUUUGGCGUUUUGCGGAAAAUCCAAUCAGUCCGAUUUUCAUCAAAUUUUCACCAAAUGUUCUCCAGUGCAUGCAAAAUAUGGUAAAGUUGUAAAAUUAACAAACAAUAAAAUAAUGUAAGAAUUAUUCAGGAAAAUCUUAAAUCGCGGUACCUUUACGCUUUUGAAUUGUGCUCCUGCUGGUUUUAAGUUAUAUUUAUGAAAAUAUCAUUUUUAUAUACCUUAAAAUAGUUGUUCUAAAAAUUUGUGUUCGGAAAUAUUUGUUUAUUUCGUCAUUCCGCUGAUAUGGCGAUUUCUUUGACGACUGCAAUAUAUUUCUGAAUUGUUUGAGUGAAUUGCUCUUUAUUUUUAAAAUAUCCAAAAUUAAACAAAAGCCGAACACAAUUUUGAAACUGACGUCUUUAGCUAUGUCCUGUGAAAAUUUGAGAACAAUUGGUUAAAACCCGCAGGAGCACAGCUCGUUUGAAAAUCAGUAAUUACCGUAAAAUUUUUCAGGAGAAAAUUGAAUUUGAAUGUUACAUUUUCAAUGUUUUUCUUAUUGCAGCGAAAUGUAUU
Messenger RNA from Paramuricea clavata, 4160 nucleotides. The record is from the annotation of a GenBank genome assembly. NCBI's taxonomy places the organism in Eukaryota, Metazoa, Cnidaria, Anthozoa, Malacalcyonacea, Plexauridae.